AACGGACUCAUUUUUAGUCGCGUAGCCAGUGAAAAGCGACACACAUUUGAAGUUUGUGUUGCUCUGCUGCUGCACGUCAAAAUUGCGCUAUGCAAUUGGAACACGGUUUUUGUUUUUGUUUCUGUUGUUUGUUUUAAAUAUUUUUAUUGGUUUUUUUCUGCAUAUCUUGAACUGAAAAUGGCUCAAUCGGUACAACAUAAAUACGAUGAUUUCGGUAAAUUCGUGUCAGAGUGUAAAAACUUUGUGAAAUCGAUCGAAAAUUAUACGGGAAACGACCGAUUGAUCAAUUGGUACGAGUAUUUGCUGUGGAUAGAUGAAAAUUUCAUCACCGAUUUCGAAAACGAGACGAUAUUCAAUCAAAUCCUGGCCGCGUGUUUGGUUCAAUUCGAGCAUGAAGAACGAUACACGCAAGAUCGACGAUUGGUUAAACUUUUCAUCAAAUAUAUCCACUUCCAAGAGGAACCAAAUACCCAUUACGAAGCAAUGAUAUCGAAGGGCAUCGGCGUAAAAGUAGCGGAUUUGUACAUCAACUGGGCAUUUUACUUCGAUGACAACCGUGACUUUGAGAAAGCAAAUGAAAUUUUCAAGCGUGGUUUGAAAGCUGAGGCUCAACCAAUGGAUUUGUUGAAAUCAGCCCAUGAAGAAUUCAUGCGAUCAAUGAAACAACGAGCACUCCAUGGAACAAGCGAAGAAUAUCAAAGAGACACACACAACCGUUUGGAGCGAAUAGCAACACUUCGAAUAUUUGGAGCAAGCCUCAAUCAAUCAAAGUCAUCAGCGUUGAAUCAGUUCGACAAAUCAACUCUGAUGAACGUUUGCAUCCCGAAUACGGUAUCGCCAAAUCAUUCAACGCCAGAAAAGUGCAACACUCUCGCUUCACGGAAUAUUACCGACAGUGUGGAAACUCUACGAAUGCGCAUAAUAAGAAAUAAUCGAAUCCCGGUCUGCAUGUGUGACGCUGAUUUUGGUAGCUCGUAUACAUGUCAACCGUGCAGAGAUAGGCGUGCGACGAGUAUUCGACUGGGUCAUGAUUUUAAGUCGAAGAAUUUGCCGCAAACACAGUCACCUGGGCUGCCGUACUUCGAUCCACCGAAAGCAAGCUUCAACGACAUUUGGCAGCAGAUGGUGCCCGGCUACGAUAAAAUCAUGAUGACUCCAGCCGAUAAUGUGGCAUUUUCGGCCGAAGAACUGAGAGCCUACCAAUGGUUCAAGCAUCGACGCAUCGAGAAUGCAUUCACCAAAAAGCAAGAUAAAAUCUGGGGCAUAGGAUACGAUGUGCCGAUGCGUUGGGCCGAUGUGUUUCCACGCAAGAAUCUGACACAGUCUGAGUGGAUUGUGCCUCGCGUCCAGCCAUCAGAAGAAUUAAACGAGAAAGGUCCGCAUACGUUCAUGUGCAACAUGGGUGAAUUGUACCCGAAAAAUUCCAUGGAAGAGUAUUCGCUGGAAGAAAUCAUACGCAUAAAACGUGAAUCGUGUGCAAAAGGAGGGAACACGACCAGAGGCAAAGUUUUUAGCGAUCAGCCAAAGACAAAACCGGCCAGCGGUGCCAUUCAAAAGAUGCGAUUUGGUAAAACGUCUACAAGAAACAAACCAGUUCCAAAUCGUCCAAAAGGUCUUGGUGAUGACAUUUUCAAACAGCAAAUGGAAAUAGCCAGAGCUAUGAACCGAGUCAAAAAUGUCAAACCAAAAGCACUGCUAUUCGCCGACGAAGACAAGGAGAACAUUUUCAUCCCAGAGAAUUUGCAACAUUUAAACACACCAGCAGCACAGCGCAAAACUCAAUUCGACUUCUGGGAGAAUGCACAGGCAUUUGCCGGCAUCGAAAGCGACGGAUAUUCAGCUGCAGCAGCUUCGGAUACAAGCUCAACGUUAAAGUUAACGACAUCAGUGGAAGAAGAUAUGGCUACUGUGCAAGAUAUGAUCACCAAUGUUUGGAAUGCAAUUGGAAAUAAUCUCAACGACUCGCCGGCUGAUCCAAAUGUCCGGAAAUCCAUCAAACAACCGGUUGAUUGUUCAACUCCGAUCAAGAAACCAGCGCAUAAUUACUCAUUUUCGUAUGAAUUGCUAGAGACAACAGCCGAAUUUGAGCGCCUAGAGGCACUGUGUUCAAUAUCACCGGUCAAAGGAUCAUCUCCGGUAUACUAACAACUGGUCAUCGAAAUCCCAUCGAAACGAGUUCAAAGUUUACAUUCAAAGUGAGUAAUCUUUUCAAUACGCACCAAUUUUCCAAACAGGGUAAAUUGAGAUCUACAAAACGAAUUUGUCUCCAUUUCAUUCCAUAGAUGCAUUCAUCAGGCGACCCACAUUCGAAACGACUUCGUUUAAAUGCAAUUCACGAUGGAUUUUAUCAUCAAACUAUCAAAAACUAAUGAUUCAAAUGAAACUAAAGAAAUUCGAUCUAGAGAUCAAUUGUCUGAAGUGAUAACAAUGUGAUUUUAACAUAAGGACAGAAGAAAAUUGUAUAAUAUUGUAAUAUUUAUUGAUAUUGAUUCGAUUGAAACAGAAUAAAAGUUAAUCACUGUGAUUCGUAGAGGUAGAAUGAUCAUUUUGCGAGCAUUGUAUUCAGAGAAAAUUAAAUGAAAAGGAACAUCACAAUGUAUUGAAAUGAAAAAAACUGUCAAAUUCACGAAUGAAUCUAGUUAUAUUUGUUUUUGGGCUCUUAAAAUUAUACAAAGUAUCUAAUAAAUAGAAAUGACUCUUUAUUGAA
This is a messenger RNA of Sitodiplosis mosellana (orange wheat blossom midge), 2707 nucleotides long. RefSeq lists its product as uncharacterized. Gene Ontology annotation, biological process: meiotic sister chromatid cohesion, centromeric; mitotic spindle assembly checkpoint signaling. The transcript is spliced from 2 exons. The record is from RefSeq and is a predicted model, not a curated record. The coding region runs from base 178 to 2145 and encodes 655 amino acids. NCBI's taxonomy places the organism in Eukaryota, Metazoa, Arthropoda, Insecta, Diptera, Cecidomyiidae. Gene Ontology annotation, molecular function: protein kinase activity.